GCCAUUGAAAACACUUCGUUUAGUUUCAUUAAUGUCAGAAAAUGUGCUAAUAUAAAAACAAAAUUUAUUUAUUGGCAAUGUAUUUUAAUUAUUUAAAUUAACAUUAAAAUAAGCAUCCCUUAUAUAUUUUUGACAAUUAAUUAACAAUAGCAAUUUGCCAGUGUAUGUGAAGUUAAAUUGUGCAACAAUACGUAAUGACUGAAGAAGACCCUAUAGAAAAGGCGAUCGGACGAUUUGGUAAAUACCAGACAUGGAUUUUAUUCUUAAUACUUUUGGGCCGCUCACCUACAGAUUUCCAAUUGAAUAAUGUGGUAUUUUUAAUACCUAGCGUUGAUUACAAGUGCUUGGAUGAGGAAGCAAAUAACGCAACCAACUAUUGCCCAUGUCGACAACCUGAAUACGAUCGCAAUACCAUUAUAAAUUCUGUCACCAGCGAAUGGAAUCUCAUAUGUGAGAAAAAAUACUUGGCGAGUCUUGCGCAGUCUAUGCUUCAAGUUGGAAUAUUAGCAGGCAGUUUGACUUACGGUUAUAUUUCAGACAGAUAUGGACGCAAAAUUGGCACCCUAAUCGCUGUGUUCUCCAAUGCUCUCUUUAUCGCAAUAUCAGCAUUACUUGCUAAGUUUUGGAUUUUUAUGAUCUUUAGAUUUUUAAUUGGUACAGCAGUUGGUGGAACCAUGUUAUGUGGAUAUAUACUGAUUAUUGAAUUGAGUGGAAAGUCAUUCAGACCAUACUUAAUUGGCUUAUACGAAAUAUCUUUUAUUAUUGGAUACACCAUACUCCCUGUUAUAGCAUACUUCAUAAGAGACUGGCGAAAACUUCAGCUAAUAACAUCAGUUCCAUGGCUACUAGUUAUUAUAUAUUACUGGCUAAUCCCAGAGUCGCCUCGUUGGCUUAUCACAGUGGGCAAGAAGAAGGAGGCUGUGGAUAUACUUAGUCAUAUUGCUAAAAAGAACAAUCGAUCAACGGAGAAUAUAGAAAUCAUAGUUGAUGAAAUAGAAAAGGAAACAAUGCGGGAAAAACAAAAGCAUGGUACCUACUUCGAUUUAUUCAAGACACCUAAAAUUCGUAUCUAUACUAUUAUCACAGCACUGGUAUGGAUGUUUUGUUCUCACACAUUUUACGGAAUUAACCAAUAUAUUGGACGGCUACAAGGAAAUAUUUAUCUAAACGUAUUGUUGUCAGCUGCUUGUCUAGCCCCUGGUCUAUUUAUAGUUGUAAUAACUACAUUAUUUUUAAAAAGAAAAGUUGGUGUCCUCUGUACCUUUAGCGUAGCUGGCAUUGCAUUACUAAUAUUUAUAUUUAUCCCGACUUCCAUGGAAUGGUUGACUUUAGUAUUCGCCAUUAUUGGUCAGAUAGGUGCCUACACGUCGUUUGUUCAAGUAUAUCUUUUCACUUCAGAAGUUUUUCCCACUGUGGUAAGGAACUCUGCAAUGGGGUUUUCUUCUAUGUUUGGAAGAUUCGGUGGUUUUAUCGCACCAUUCGUUGUGAAUAUAGGUGUAGAAUGGGGAUCGAUUCUAGUUUUCAGUACAGUUGCAUUCAGUGCAGCGAUAUUAUGCUACUUUCUCCCAGAAACUAAAGAUACGAUACUUUUAAAUUCAAUAGAGCAAACUGAAACAUCAAACGUAAGAAGGCCAAGUCAGGAGAUUACAGUUUAAUUCAUAAUUUACUUAUUUGAUAGACAAAAUUAACAUAACAGUAGGUUUAUAUACUUAUCUUUAUUACACUAGAACUUUAUCUUUGGCAUUGCUGAGAAUUCACAUUUAUAUUGCAAUAUAAUUUAGUAUUUUUCUACAAUGUAUUAAAUAUUUAAUUAAACAUUAAGUUUAUCUAAUAAUUUGUAUUGAAUAUUGUGAAAUCCCCCAAAAAACCAAGUUAUAAAUAUAAAUAAGAAUGUAUGGUACAUAACCCAAAAUUGAAAUAUUAUGCUAUUAAAUAAGGCAUACAAAAAAAUAAUAUCCAAUAUUGUCCAAAAUAAAAAUCCUUUUUUUGCAAAACUCAUUGAUCGUAGUGUUCUUUGAACUGGCGAUUUAUUUAAUAUAGAAUCUAUAAAAAUACCUGAAAUAAAAAUAAAAAAAAAAAUUAACGAAAAUAAAAUUUUUAUUCAU
This is a messenger RNA of Galleria mellonella (greater wax moth), 2105 nucleotides long. RefSeq names its product organic cation transporter protein-like. Lineage: Eukaryota; Metazoa; Arthropoda; Insecta; Lepidoptera; Pyralidae. Gene Ontology annotation, molecular function: transmembrane transporter activity. The record is from RefSeq and is a predicted model, not a curated record. The coding region runs from base 195 to 1655 and encodes 486 amino acids. Gene Ontology annotation, biological process: transmembrane transport. The transcript has 3 exons. Gene Ontology annotation, cellular component: membrane.